CCGACCCUGAGCUCGAGCGAGCGCCCCGGGAGACGACGGGCGUCCCUUGGCAACGGCCGGCGCGUGGGGGUGGGAUAACUGUAGCCAGGCCUAGACUCCAGCACCAUGAGUCAAGAGUCCAAAGUGAACACCAAAGAAUCAUCUCCUCAGGCACCUUCCAAACCCAGGAAGUCAGUACCAGUCCUUGACCCAUCGGGGGACCAGUAUUACUGGUGGCUCAACACCAUGGUGUUCCCAGUCAUGUACAACCUCAUAAUCCUUGUCUGCAGAGCCUGCUUCCCUGACCUCCAGCAUGACUACUUGGUGGCCUGGCUGGUCCUGGACUAUAUAAGUGACCUGCUCUACUUAGUGGACAUUGUUGUGCGCUUCCACACUGGGUUCCUGGAACAGGGCAUCUUGGUAUUGGACAAAGGCCAGAUUUCACGGCGCUAUGUGCGAACGUCAAAUUUUUUGUUGGAUAUAUUGUCCCUGGUGCCCACAGACUUGGCAUAUUUGCGCUUGGGCCCACAUAUACCUACACUAAGGCUCAAUCGUUUUCUUCGAGUUCCACGCCUUUUUGAGGCCUUUGACCGAACAGAGACACGUACGGCAUAUCCCAAUGCCUUCCGAAUCGCCAAACUUAUGCUCUAUAUCUUUGUUGUCAUCCACUGGAACAGCUGUCUGUAUUUUGCAUUGUCACGCUACCUGGGCUUUGGCCGUGAUGCGUGGGUGUACCCUGACCCAGCACAGCCAGGCUUUGAACGCCUUCGUCGCCAGUACCUCUAUAGUUUCUACUUCUCUACACUCAUCCUCACCACUGUAGGUGACACACCACUGCCAGCCCGUGAGGAGGAGUAUCUUUUUAUGGUGGGUGACUUCUUGCUGGCUGUCAUGGGCUUUGCCACCAUAAUGGGUAGCAUGAGCUCAGUCAUCUACAAUAUGAACACAGCUGAUGCCGCCUUCUACCCUGACCAUGCACUCGUCAAGAAAUACAUGAAGCUGCAGCAUGUCAACCGCCGACUGGAGCGUCGAGUCAUUGACUGGUACCAACACCUACAGAUUAACAAGAAAAUGACAAAUGAGGUGGCGAUCCUACAGCACCUGCCUGAGCGCCUUCGAGCUGAGGUUGCAGUAUCCGUGCACCUGCCCACCCUAAGUCGCGUGCAGAUCUUCCAGAACUGUGAGGCCAGCCUCCUGGAAGAGCUGGUACUAAAGCUGCAGCCCCAGACCUAUUCACCAGGAGAAUAUGUGUGCCGUAAGGGUGAUAUCGGCCGUGAAAUGUACAUCAUCCGGGAAGGCCAGUUGGCUGUGGUGGCUGAUGAUGGUGUUACCCAAUAUGCAGUGCUGGGUGCUGGGCUUUACUUCGGGGAGAUCAGCAUCAUAAAUAUCAAAGGGAAUAUGUCUGGUAACCGUAGGACUGCAAACAUCAAGAGUCUGGGCUACUCAGACCUGUUCUGCCUGAGUAAGGAGGACCUUCGAGAAGUGCUGAGUGAGUACCCACAAGCCCAGGCUGUCAUGGAGGAGAAGGGCCGAGAGAUCCUGCUCAAGAUGAACAAGCUGGAUGUGAAUGCAGAGGCAGCUGAGAUAGCACUGCAGGAGGCUACAGACAGCCGCCUGCGGGGUCUUGAUCAGCAGCUAGAUGAGCUGCAGACCAAGUUUGCCCGCCUCUUGGCUGAACUGGAGUCCAGCGCCCUCAAGAUAGCAUAUCGCAUUGAGCGACUGGAGUGGCAGACCCGUGAGUGGCCAGCUCCUGAGGAGCCUGGGGCAGGGGCUGACGAUGAAGGGGAUGGUGGCGAGGAGAAGGCCUCUUAGGCUCAAGGUCAUACACACGCGUGUACACACACAAACACACACACAUACACACACACAUUCCCCCUUGACUUUAGCUUUAGGGUAACCCACUAUAACCUUCACCUUUGGAUGACACAAACAUCAGAGGAGCCCCAGAGAUAGAGGAAACCCUCUGUAGAUACUCCAUCAUGUCCCAACAACCAGACUACAUAGGCAGUGAGAGUGAGAACCUACUUAUUCUCCUUUGCCCACAAAGAGGAGAAAGAUGAAAAAACAGAAACUCAACCUCUCUUUGCACUGCCACAUUAAUUAGCACACAGUGAGCCACUGACAAUUCUGAUAGAAGCACGCCUGUAUGUUAAUCCAUGGAUAUACACUGAAGUUCUCACACACAUUCAUACCAGUUUUCUCAGUCUUUUACAGAGAUAAUCACAGUCACAUAUCCCUAUGAACACAUGUGCACAGUCACAUUACAUAUGCAUUCACUUUUUUUCCCAAAUAGCAAAAUAUUUAGAGUAGAAUAGCAAAAAUAAACAACAAGGGAAAGACAAGGAGCAAAUCAUUCUUGGCCUCCCCCAAAAUGAAGACAUGCAGUCCUCCAUAGCUAGGUUUCUACUCUACAGAAGGAGAAAAUACUUCCAUGAAAAGGCCAUGUAUAUCCUUUUAAGUCUCAUGUUUCUCUCAGUCAGACAAUCCCAGCAUUUCUCAGUCUGAGACCUUCAUCACAAAGCUUGC
Dromiciops gliroides (monito del monte) is the source of this 2505-nucleotide messenger RNA. RefSeq names its product cyclic nucleotide gated channel subunit alpha 4 (gene CNGA4). The record is from RefSeq and is a predicted model, not a curated record. The transcript is spliced from 7 exons. Gene Ontology annotation, biological process: potassium ion transport; monoatomic cation transmembrane transport. The coding region runs from base 106 to 1791 and encodes 561 amino acids. Gene Ontology annotation, cellular component: intracellular cyclic nucleotide activated cation channel complex; plasma membrane. Lineage: Eukaryota; Metazoa; Chordata; Mammalia; Microbiotheria; Microbiotheriidae. Gene Ontology annotation, molecular function: cGMP binding; voltage-gated potassium channel activity; intracellularly cGMP-activated cation channel activity.